UCGCCUAUUUUCCUUUUACCUGUCGCCCAGUCCCGCUGGUUUCACUAGAUGGAACAGCCCUCUUCGUCAAAAUCGUCUGCAGUAAGAUGAUGAACAUCUGAUCUGCCGUUUUCGAGUGUAAAAAACACCUGCGGAAUCAGUAACGGAUUAGUAUGGCCAAGAAACUGAGAAAGUUCCUAAUCCUUUUGGAUAACGAAAGUUUGCUCUACUUUCCUGGAUCCUUUCUAACGGGACGUGUUUUGGUUGAUUUGGAUGAAGACACGGCCGUCACAGGUCUAUACUUUCACAUCGUCGGUGAAGGGGUGGUGAGGCUGAGUGAUAGAGGUAGUGGAAGCAGCCAUAAUGACAAAGAAAAUUAUAUUGACUUCAGGAUGAAGUUGCUGGGAGAAAGCAAUGGCAGAGCUGGAGGAUCUGAAAGAACCGUCGAAUCGGAUAGAAUGAUCAUCUUAUCACCCGGAGUUCAUUCUUUCCCCUUCAAACUGGGUCUUCCUCUAGGUCUGCCCUCUACAUUCUUGGGGAAGCACGGGUGGGUCCAGUACUACUGUAAAACAGCACUAAAGGAACCAUCCGGACUGACUCACAAGAAUCAGCAAGUCUUCAUCGUUAUGAAUCCUAUAGACUUGAAUCUAGAGCCAGCUUUGCUGAUGCAACCUUUCCACUGUGAGAUCGAAGACACUCUGGGCAUUCCUUGUCUCAACUCUGGACCCGUCUCUUGCCGAGUUCGACUGGAUCGCGGUGGCUACGUCCCGGGGGAAAGCAUCUGUAUAUUCGCAACUAUUGACAAUGGAAGCCGAGUCACGAUCAAGAAGACGAAAGCGAUUCUUACCGAAACUAUCCAAUACACUGCCAAAAGCAAAAUCGUGCAGUCCGAGACGAGGGAGCUGGCUUCCCUCCAGAAAGGCCGGAUAGAUCCCGGAACGACGGACCACUGGAAGAACGAGAUGCUCUACAUACCACCCCUUCCUCCCACUAAUUUGAGGGGGUGUCAUCUGAUCAAGAUACAAUACGAUGUUUAUUUUAUGCUUGAACCUAAAGGAGUGGACAAAAUUCUCAAACUGCAGUUGCCAAUCAUGAUAGCCACCUACCCGAUCAGAAACAGUGACGGAACACUACAGCGAAGAAAAGGGACCAGUUACCCAUCGACCCUCCCCAUUUUCAGACCUUGGUUAAACGCUGGCAAACUUAAAUGAACUUCGAGUCAUUUUCAGUCAAUUCAGUGCUCAACAAUAAGCAGCUAUAUUGUCAUUACUAACGCUUCCUGGGUGUAAAAUAACAGCGUGUGCUUGAAUGCUGCGAAAAUUUGUUUUGUUUUGUCUUUGUAUUCUAAUUUUUUUUAUUGAAAAUGUAAGAUUGUUAUUGUUUUUAGCAUAAUUUGGAAUACAACUAUUUGUUUGCACUACUUC
This is a messenger RNA of Argiope bruennichi, 1403 nucleotides long. RefSeq names its product arrestin domain-containing protein 4-like. Gene Ontology annotation, cellular component: cytoplasm. Bases 153 to 1190 code for a protein of 345 amino acids. The record is from RefSeq and is a predicted model, not a curated record. The transcript has 6 exons. Gene Ontology annotation, biological process: protein transport. Lineage: Eukaryota; Metazoa; Arthropoda; Arachnida; Araneae; Araneidae.